AGACUGGUGAGUCACCUUGAAGUUCUGUAGUCCUAGGAGAUAAAAGAACUGGUCUAUAUUCGGAUAUUUGUUCGUUGAAGCAUCUUCUCUGUCGGUUGCACUCGCCUGGAGUAGCCCGGUGUUUUGGGAUGGGGUGGAUUUCCAUUAAGGAACCAUCUCCAGUCCGGUAGAUGGCGUUUGAAACAGAGAAGUACUAACUAACAAGCCAUCCAAUCAGGACUGUUUGCAAGACAUUUCGUAUUAAGGAGGAUGGUCAGCUCUUAUCUUAAAUCAACGCUCGGUCUAAACUCCAUGUCCAGCUUUCGUGAUGCUGACAAGAAUAGAUUCUCAUGAAAUAUUUGAAAUGAUAUAGCUUGCAAGCUUUCACGUUUGUCUCAUAGCUGAAAGAAGAUAUUCUUGGUUAGUUAAAACGGAUUACUUUUCUUGACAAUUUACACAUAAGCUAUUCCAUUCAUUCUCACCUGGAUUAAACGGAAAAAGUUAAAAUGGUGUUGCUGAAAAACGUCUCUCCACCGAGCGAAGGCGUUAGAUACGAACAGUCUGAAACUACUGUGGUCUUGGACGGCAAAGGUCUUGGACCUGGGACCUUGUACGUAGCGGAAACCCGCUUGUCGUGGUUCGAUGAGUCUGGAAAGGGCUUCUUUGUGGAAUACCCGACAAUCAGCCUCCAUGCCAUCUCACGAGACAUGAAGGCAUACCCACAGGAGCACCUGUACGUGAUGGUCAACACCAAACUGAACGAGGACAGUGAAAUGCAGGAGAAAGUUGAGCAAACCCCUGAGAAAGAAGAUGCAGGCAGCAGUGACGAUGACGACGAUGAAGAUGAUGACGAUGACUCCUCAGGCCCCGUCACAGAGAUCCGCUUUGUGCCCAGUGAUAAAACUGCCUUGGAGCCUAUGUUUUCUGCCAUGUGUGACUGCCAGGCCUUGCACCCAGACCCUGAAGACUCAGACUCAGACUUUGAGGGAGACGAGUAUGACGUGGAGGAGGCUGAGCAAGGCCAGGAGGACCUUCCCACUUUCUGCACUUAUGAAGAGGGCCUCUCCCAUCUCACCCUGGAGGGCCAAGCCACACUGGAGCGGCUGGAGGGCAUGCUAGCCGAAUCGGUAGCCAAUCAGUCCCGCAUGGCCGGAGUCAGCACUGAGGACAGCUGUGCAGGACGUGAUGAUGGGAUAGCGGCGGGCUCUGGCACUGCUGCUGAGGUUGGCCAGUUUGAGGACGCAGAUGUGGAUCACUGAUUGCAGAGAGUUUUCCUAUUUCCAGUCUACUGAAGCACUUGAUGAGGGGAAGCUGAAGAAUGACUUUUUUGACCGUAAUCCCUGUCAAGGCACUGAAUCAGUUUAGUUUAUUUGUAGCUCGUAUCUGACAUUCACCAGCUAAUUCUUUGUCCUUGGGCUCAAAGUUCCAUUGUACUUUACAUGUGUGUUACCUUUGCGUGUCCCUUACAUGUGUAGAGAAUAAUUCCAUCAGUCCUUGUAUAAAAUCUGUUGUAUAAUAAAACAUUUGUAUCCACAA
Messenger RNA from Anguilla rostrata (American eel), 1515 nucleotides. RefSeq names its product methylosome subunit pICln-like. The record is from RefSeq and is a predicted model, not a curated record. Gene Ontology annotation, biological process: cell volume homeostasis; mRNA cis splicing, via spliceosome; chloride transport. The transcript has 7 exons. Bases 486 to 1238 code for a protein of 250 amino acids. Lineage: Eukaryota; Metazoa; Chordata; Actinopteri; Anguilliformes; Anguillidae. Gene Ontology annotation, cellular component: spliceosomal complex; pICln-Sm protein complex; cytosol.